Molecule: messenger RNA, 3120 nt
Organism: Pipistrellus kuhlii (Kuhl's pipistrelle)
Lineage: Eukaryota; Metazoa; Chordata; Mammalia; Chiroptera; Vespertilionidae
Gene: RBP3
Product: retinol binding protein 3
Biological process (GO): proteolysis
Molecular function (GO): serine-type peptidase activity
Source: RefSeq, a predicted model, not a curated record
AUGCGUGCCUGCCUGCUGUCUGCACAACCCAAGCGUGUGCUGGAGAUAACAGGCCAACGAAAGGAGACCUUCUGCCUGCCCGCUGAGAAAGAAGGAAGGCAACCACAAGGCAGCAAGGGUGAAAGCAGCUCUGUGCAGGAGCCAGCCCCCUUCGGAGUCCCCCUGAGGAGGGAGGGGGUUCUGCUCUUUUUGUCCAUGCUGCUCUGUGGCCUGGCUGGCCCCACACAUCUCUUCCUGCUGUGCCUGGUCAAGGCCAAGGUCCUGUUGGGUAACUACUGCUUCCCAGAGAGCCUGAUGGGAUGCAGGGAGUCUCGGCGGGCUGAGAGUUGUGAGAGCCUGGGCACCUCGGACCCUCAGACACUGGGCCACAUCCUGACGGCGGGCAGGAGGGCAGAGCUUCUUGAACCACUCCACCACCACCACCACCACCACUACCACUGGUCACCUCCUUUGAGCCCACAGCAAGUCCCAGCACUCACCUGCCUCACAGAGGAACUGGCUGCCUGGUACAAAGGGCACCGCCAUGGUGUUCUUGAGGGCAGCAUGGUCCUGCGGGUGAACAACAUCUUGAGCCAGGAGGUGGUGAGCAAGCUCGGGGGCUUCCUGAUGGCCAGUGUCUGGAGGGAGCUCAGGGGCCCUGCAUCGGGGCCACAUUUCUGUCAUCCCUACACCAUCUCCUACCUUCACCCACGAAACUUGGCCUCGCACCUGGACACCAUCUAUGAGCGCCCAUCCCAUACAACCACCGAGACCGGGACCCUACCCAGGUCCUGGGGGAGGUCCAGUGCCCACAAGUUGGCUCUCACCAGGAGCCCCACUGCUGGAGUGGAGAGAACAUGCUCACACCCUCAGAGGCGCAGGGCUGUCGCAGUGCGCAAGCGAACCGGGCACCUCGGCCUCCUGAUGUCGAGGCUAGGCCAGUCCCAGUUCUUCCUCACGGUGCCUGUAUCCAGACUCAGGGCCCCUGGGCGGGACAACCCACUGUGGGAAGGCAGUGGGCGCUGCCCUGUAUGGAGACGCCACCUAGCAGGCCCCAGAGGAGGCCCUGGCCAUCCGCAGCCUGUGCAGGGCCUGCAGGAACUAGCGCUGGGGGAUCACGUGCCCGCCCUGUGCCCUGGCCCACGUGGACAUCACCACUGUGGCUCCCAGGAGGGUCUGGCCGCUCAGCGCUGGUCUGCAGGGUGUGUCCCAGGCUGUGUCCACACUGUGACCCAGGACCCAGGCUCCUGGUACAGGCCUCGGGCCCCAGGAACUUCCAAGGGGCCUGAGCCUGGGGCAGCAGCCCCCCAGGAUGUCCCAGUGGUGCAGGAGAAGUUUCCCGGCGGCCCUUGUGGACUCCGGGUUCCGGGGUCCAUGCUGCUGGGCCACGUGGGCUACCCGUUUGGGCCUCUUUGCCAAGGCCUCUGUGCUGGGGCACUGGGCCCGUGCAUCCUGUGGCAGGUGUGGGGGUCUCUGCGUCGCAAGCCCCUGAUGGUGGACCUGUGCAUGAACCCCCGGGGAGGGCCAUCUUCCCAGGUGUCCCUGCUGCUGUCCUUCCUCCAGGCCCCGAACGCCGGGGCAUUUGCCUCUUCACUACCUAGGACCACAGCAUCAAGGUCCCACACGGGAAGGAAGGGGGUUUGCUGGGACAGCACUGAGGCUCCUGGGCUCACCACCAAACAGCCAGGCCCCCAAGGAGCCGGCCUUCCUCCUGCCUUCACCAGCUGGACCACGCUGGUGGCAUCAGCAGCAGCCGCAGCGAGUGCUGGCUGGGGUCAGCGAGGCGCCGCCAUCGGGCUGGCCAAGGAGGCCCUGGACAGGGCCCAGGAGUGCUGGUGUUGCACCGGGGCCUGGAGUCUCCGUAGAGGGCACGUGUGUCUGCUGAAGACUCAUGCACAGCCUGAGGCUGUCGGGCAGGUAGGAGACCUGCUAUGAGCCAAGGAGGGUGAGGGGGGGUCCUACCACACAACCAUGGACCUGCAGUCCUGGGCUUCCCAGCUCACGGCUGACCUGCCAGAGGUGCUGUCUGGGGACCACCGUGCUCUGGUGUUGCACAAAGGAGGCGCUCCCUCUCCUGCCGCUCCUCCCCCAAGAACCUCCUACCUCAUCAGGCCUGUUCAAGAGGGAGGUGCCACCAGCCGGCUGGGCUACAUGGGCUUUGAUGCCAUGGCUGAGCUGGAGACCAUGAAGGUCGGGCCACAGCUGGUGCAGCUGGUGUGGCAGAGGCUGGUGGACAGGACCGCCACACUGGUCGUUCUGUGCUGCAACCCUGGCAGCUACUCCACGGUGGUGCCCCUGCUCUGUCCUACUUUUGUGAGGCAGAGCCAGCACAGAGCUACCUCGAGGGUCACAGAGGCAACCCUGCCCCAGGUGCCUGGUCAGCUAGGCCCCCACAAGGACCUGUACGUCCUGAUGAGCCCCGGCAGGUCGGCAGCCGAGGCUUUUGCUCACACCAUGCAGGACCUGUGGUGGGCCACCAUCAAUGGGAGCACAGCUGGAGGGACGCUCUCUGUGGGCAUCUACCAAGUAGACAGAAGUCCCUUAUAUGCCUCCAUGCCCAUGCAGUUGGCCCUGAGCGCCAGCAUUGGUGAGGCCUGGGACCUGGCAGGAGUAGAGUACGAUGUCACAGUGCCGUGAGCCAGGCCCUCUCCACCCCCGGGACAUAGCGGGUGCCUCCUAGGUGCCCCAUGUGCUAAGACCACCGGGAAGCUGGUUCCCAAUAACUAUGCCUCUCCUGACGUGGCUGCCAAACUGAGUCAUCUGCAGAGCCGUUACUCGAGGGCCCAGACACCAGCCCUGUGCCUCUUCACCACCUAUCACCACCACCCUCAUAUCCUUUCCCUUAAAGUAAUUGAAGACCUGGUCAAGUCCUUCCACACUAACAUGCUUGAGGACAACAUUGGCUACUUGAGGUCUGACAUGUUUGGAGACUGUGAGCUGCUCACCCAGGUCUCAGAGCUGCUGGUGGAGCAUAUCGGGAAGAAGAUUGUACACAAGGACGCCAUGAUUAUUGACAUGAGGUCAGACUUAGGCGUGCUCCCCAUGGUACCCCCACUAGAUCCUCGCAACCACAGGCCUGAGCCUGUGAUGGAGGCCCCACCUGAGGACUGCAAGCUGCAGCACAGAUUGAAGAAAUCCUGA